UGUGUCACAAUGUUGCGUCUUCUCACUUUGUUCAGCGUCAUUGUACUUGUCGGAGUUAAAGGUUCACCAGGAAACGUCGACACAAUAAAUGGUGGCAGAAUAGUGAACGGAACUGAUGCGACGCCAGGACAAUUUCCAUUUCAGAUUUCGCUGCAGUACGAUUAUGAGCACGUGUGUGGCGGAACUAUCCUCAGCAGUAAAUGGAUUCUGACAGCUGCUCAUUGCGUUGAGGAUGAGGUAGCGAUAUACUACAGUGUGCUUGCGGGAACGAACGUGCUGUCCAAAGGGGGCGAGAGAAGACACGUUCUCCGGUACAAGAUCCACCCGAACUACGACCCGGAAAACUACGAGAACGACAUCGCUGUCCUGGAGCUGGAAAGUCACCUGUCUAUGACUGGAUACGUGGCUGUCGUCACCCUGCCUUCCCAGACACAAAUCACAGAUGGAGGCCUUCCGAGCACGGUGAUUGGCUGGGGACAUCGGUUUACUGGAGGACCGACCAGCGACACCCUGAAGAUGGUCAAAAUCGUGACAAUAUCUGAUGAAGAAUGCUACGAAAUACUGACAGGAUACGUGAAACCCAGUAACAUCUGUGCCGGAGUUCCCGGCGGUGGUAAAGGACACUGCAGUGGUGAUUCUGGAGGUCCUCUAAUUGCGAAUAAUUAUCAGGUGGGUAUCGUCUCGUGGUCCGUCAAGCCCUGCACUCAGCCACCAUACCCAGGGGUGUACACAGAAGUCGCGUACUACGUUGACUGGAUCAAAACAGUCACCAACGUCUGACAGACGAACUACUGAAGAAAGUUUUGUGUGGAGUAUCAAUUAUACCAGAACCUGAUAUCUGAAGUUUAUGUAACAUCUGUAUUUAAUAUAAUCUAUAGGCAAAAAUUCUUGAACAGAAAGGCAAUAACUUCACGAAUUCACUAUUCAGUGCGUCACUCUAUUAUAUUAAGGAGCCUUAUAAUUUGUACACUUCGCUAUGCACAAUUCUGUGAUUAAAUCAAGAAUAAAAUCUAUGAGA
Zootermopsis nevadensis is the source of this 1018-nucleotide messenger RNA. Its product is annotated as trypsin-4-like. Gene Ontology annotation, molecular function: serine-type endopeptidase activity. NCBI's taxonomy places the organism in Eukaryota, Metazoa, Arthropoda, Insecta, Blattodea, Termopsidae. The record is from RefSeq and is a predicted model, not a curated record. Gene Ontology annotation, biological process: proteolysis.